Molecule: messenger RNA, 1258 nt
Organism: Ceratosolen solmsi marchali
Lineage: Eukaryota; Metazoa; Arthropoda; Insecta; Hymenoptera; Agaonidae
Gene: Mvd
Product: mevalonate diphosphate decarboxylase
Exons: 8
Coding region: 61-1236 (391 amino acids)
Biological process (GO): isopentenyl diphosphate biosynthetic process, mevalonate pathway; isoprenoid biosynthetic process
Cellular component (GO): cytosol
Molecular function (GO): diphosphomevalonate decarboxylase activity
Source: RefSeq, a predicted model, not a curated record
UUUCUGAUGAGUUCAAGAUUUUGCCGCAGAACCGAGUAAGAUAGAUCUACAAUAUUCAAAAUGAAUGUAGUUACAUGCAUUGCGCCAAUAAACAUUGCAGUUAUAAAAUACUGGGGUAAAAGAGAUGAUGAUUUAAUUCUUCCAGUAAAUGAUUCAAUUAGUACCACUUUGGAUAAGGAUCAUCUUUGUACUAAGACAACAGCUAUGGCAAGCUCAGAUUUUAAAGAAGAUAGAAUGUGGUUGAAUGGAAGUGAACAAUCAAUGGAUAAUCCAAGGUUACAAAAUUGUUUGCGAGAAUUAAAAAAAAGGGCUCAAAUUUCUGAAGAAAUGCAAAAUUGGAAACUUCACAUAUGCUCAGAAAAUAAUUUUCCUACUGCUGCUGGUUUAGCAUCCAGUGCCGCUGGAUAUGCUUGUCUUGUUACAACUAUUGCAAAACUUUAUAAAGUAGAGGGAGAAGUAAGUGAAUUGGCAAGAGUAGGUUCUGGAUCAGCUUGUCGGAGCAUGUAUGGAGGAUUUGUCAGAUGGUUCAUGGGUUCAGAUCCAAAAGGUAGCGACAGUAUUGCUAAACCAAUUGUACCCGUUUCCCAUUGGCCUGAUAUGAGAAUCUUAAUAUUAGUUAUAAAUGAUUCCCAAAAGAAAGUAUCUAGUGCACAGGGAAUGAAGAGAACAUUAAUGACCUCGGAGCUCAUAAAAUACAGAAUUGAUAAGAUUUUGCCUACUAAGAUUAAUCAAAUGCAACAAGCUAUAUUAAACAAAGAUUUUGAAUCAUUUGCAGAACUUACAAUGAAAGAUUCUAAUCAAAUGCAUGCAGUAUGUUUAGACACUUAUCCUCCAUGUAUUUAUAUGAACGAUACUUCUCAUCUUAUUGUUGAUCUUAUUCAUUCGUACAAUGCUACUAGUAGUAAAAUAAAGGUAGCUUAUACAUUUGAUGCUGGUCCAAAUGCAACAUUGUUUUUAUUAGAGAAAGAUGUUCCAGAAUUUGUUAGUGUUCUUGAUCAUUAUUUUCCAUCUAUAGAGAAUAUCAAUAUUGAAUAUAAAAAAGGAAUUGCUAUCGAAACUAUUCUGCCUUCAAAGAACUUAUUGGAAAAAAUCAAUUUCACAAAGCAGACAGCAGGAAAAUUAAAAUAUAUCAUUCAUACACGUAUUGGUAAUGGACCAGAACAACUUAGUGAUUGUAAAUCUCAUCUUUUAAAUAGUCAAGGAUUACCUGUUGCAUCAUUAAUAACAAAUUGUUAACAUUAUUAAGUUUCAAAGGGGG